UAUGCAUUUAAUUCCAAAAUUGACUAAAUUAAACAAAUCUCAAGAAGACAUCUCUUCUAUUCAAGAUCAUUUGAGUCAAUUACCAUAAUUUCAAGCUCCUUAUGAAGUCUUAAAAGAUGUAAUCAAUAUUAUAAUCUAGUUAUGUAAAACUAUUGGAUAUGUCUUUUUUGAGACUGGACAAGUAGUUUAACAAAAUAAUAAAUUUGCUUUCUAUGUUAUUAAUGGAUUGCUUAAUACUCAAGAUAAUCUUUAAAUUCAACCGGAAAUGUGGUAUGAAGCAGAAUAAGGUUUUGAAGCUAAAGUAAUAUUUAUUUAUAUUCAAAUUUAGUAAGAUACUCAUUGUUUUGCUAUACCUAUUGAUUUAUAUAAAAAAUUCAGUUCUAGUCAUGGAGUUUUAUAUCAAUAAAAGAAAAAAUCACUUUUAGUUAAUUUACCUAUUAUUGAAAAAAUUGCUCCAAAAAUAUAGGAAUAAUUAAUCAGACACUUCUAAGAAGUUAAAUUUGCACAUACAGAUUUCGUAUAAAAAAUGGAUGAACCUGGAAACUCUUUAUUUAUUCUACAAUUUGGUGUUUUGAGUGUAAGCAAGAAUUAUUAGAAAAUUCUUUCUCAUUAUGAGAAAUCAGUAUUACCUAGAAAAUUUUGGUUUAAUGAAAUAGUUAUAUGUGAAUUAAAUGAUCAAGGUAUUUUAGGAGAAGAAUUUACAUAAUAAGAGAAAGCACUUUAUAAUGUUUAAGUUAUAUCAAAAUCAGCUUCUCUUUUAAUGAUAUCAAUACAACAACUUAAAAAUAUAUCUCUUUAAGUAUAUUAAUCUGUUUGUAAAAUGUUUAAAGAAAGAACUACUUUAAGGAAUGAAGUUUAUAAAUAAAAGUGCCUAGAAUUAGAAAAAAAUUGGUAAAAUACUAAUAAAGAUUAAAUGCUCAAUUAAGAUAUUAAGAAAACUAUUUCUUUUAAAGUUCUUUCUAAAUAACCUUCUGCUUGUUAAGAUUAACAAAGUUAAACUAAUGAUGAUUAAUUUGGAAAUCUAAUUGGAAAUUUAUCUUAUAAAAAAAUGCCAACAUUUAUUUAAUAAUAUUUUAGAUAAAAGCAUAUUAAAGUUAAGAAAAGAUAAGAUUAAUCUUAAUUAAAUAGUUUAAAUUAAUCUUCAUUAAAUCAAAUAGAUUCUACUUUUGACCCAUAUGUUUUACUUUAAAAAAAAUAACAAAAAAUGCUAAUUUAAUAGCAUUCUUUAAAGUAAUAAAAUGGGUUUCGUUUGACAAAAACAAGAUAAAUAGAUAGAAAAUUAGAAUAAACAAAAUCUCAAUAAAUUAGGCCUAAUACUUCUCAAAUUAUUGUAUAAUAAUAAUUUUCUUUGGGAUAACCUUUAUAAUAAUAGUAGUCCUUCAAUUAGCAAAUGAGUAAUAGUUCUAAAUAAGAAUUAAUUUUAUAGAAAACUUUCUUUUAGGGUUUUCAUACACCAAAACCAAUUAUAAGAUAAUUGAAAAGAAUGUAUAGGAGUUCUUCUGUUCAUAAAAUAGAGGAUCCUCCUUUUUCUUUGAUACCUAAACAAAAAAAUAAAAGUAAUUUAACUAAAUAUAUAGCCCCUAGAGAUAAUAUGUUCUAUCUAAAUUUAUAAUAAAAUUAUUCAGGGUAAAAAAUCAAAGUAAAUUAGUUGUUGCAUAAUUCUAUAGAUUGA
Paramecium sonneborni is the source of this 1672-nucleotide messenger RNA. Lineage: Eukaryota; Ciliophora; Oligohymenophorea; Peniculida; Parameciidae. The record is from the annotation of a GenBank genome assembly.